UAACAGGUCGUCAACGACAAUAGCACUGUAGCUGUAUCAAGUUCUUGAGUCGAGCGUACAUCAUUACAUGGUGUAUCCCUAGGCCCUCUGUCACUCUCAACGAGUCCUUGACUCCUCCGUCAAGUCAGAAUGGCGCAUGUGUCUAGCUUUGUGAAAGAGUACCUGUAGUCUUUUGCUGCAAGCUAUUUUACGUACAGAAGUGUCGUGUUGAGUAUCUCUACUACAUGUACUCUUCUGGAUCACUCACACCACCUUUUAGCUAUUGAGAUAUUGUUGAAGGUAACCAUGAGCCAACAAUUUGGAAGUGGGUUUGGCCAAUUUACGGGUCAGCCUGGAAAUGCUAGCUUUCAGGGCAAUACUGCACAAGGUGGCUACAUGCAGGCGUCUGGAGCUGGUGGGAUAGCCGGGGGUCCAGCUGGGUUUUCCGCUGGACAGCAAAUGGGGUUCAUGUCAGGGUCUCAGGCGCAGCAGCAAGUGCCUCAGCAAGGCCAGUUUGGUGCUCCUCAGGGCUUUGCCGGACAGCAGCAGGCGCAACAACAGCAGCCUGGAGGAUUCGGUACUUUCCAGCAGCAUGGUGCUGGUGGUGGAUAUCCAAACCAAGCCCAGCAGCAGUUUGGACAGCAACAACAGCAGCAGCCCCAGCAAUUCGGACAGCAGCAGCCCCAACAAUUCGGACAGCAGCAGCCCCAACAAUUUGGGCAGCAGCAGCCCCAGCAAUUCGGGCAGCAACAGCAGCAGCCCCAGCAAUUUGGACAGCAGCAGCAACAAGCCCAACAAUUUGGACAGCAGCAGCAGCAACCUCAGCAAUUUGGACAGCAGCCGCAACAGCACCAACAAUUUGGACAGCCACAGCAACAGCAGCAACAACAAUUCCAACAGCAGCAACAGCAGCAGCAACAACAGAGGCAGCAAGAGCUUGCGCAGCAAAAACGACUUGAGGCACAGCGCAAAGAAGCUGAGGAGAUGGAGAAGCAGCGUAAAUUCCGUGAGCAGCAAGCAAAGCUGAAGCGUGUUGGUGCUAAAGGAGCUAGUCAGAGUGGUGUUAAUCUAGAUAGCUUUAUGGCACAAUCAUCAAUGAUGCUCCCAUCGGCCGGAAGUAAACCUUCGCCAAAGACGCAACCUGCCAAGCCACAAGCGCCUGCAGAGCCGGCCAAACCGAAGCCAGUGGAAAGCAAACCAGUUGACUACUCGGCCUUUGCUGAUACGUUUGGUGGUGACCAACCUGAAGAUGAGUUCCAAUCAUUCCAGCAGGCUCCUAGCACCGCGGGAUUUGCUAGUGCGACGUCGUCCUCAGACAGCCCCUUGCUUGCCCAUACGAACGCAGCCUCAGACUGGAGCACUGGCAAUGCGGGAGUCAGUGCUGCUGCUGCGCCUGCAGCAAGUAGCACCAUGCCUGGUGCAGGAAUAAGCCAGCCGACAUCAUCGUCAUUUUCAAUGAACAAUACUGCCUUUCCAACAUCAUCCACGGUGCCGCAGUCGGGCUUAAGUGGGAGCACCGCAGCAGCGACUUUGAAUACGAGCUCUGGUUUCCCUUCUGCUAAUAUGUCAUCACUCAUGUCGGGUCCGUCUACAGGCGCUCCUCUUUCAGCGCCAUCCUCUGACUCCUCCGGCGUGCUGAGAUCUAGUGGUCAAGCCAGUGCUCCCAUGCCAUCACUGAUGGACGAGAGAGGCAUGCCAGCGCCUAUGAUGAGCCAGGGCAGUGCUCAGGUGCCUCCUUCGUCUACGCUCAUGUCGAGUCAGCCGCACCAGAGCUCAACAACAGCCGCUGCAGCGCCGGCAUCAUCAUCAGUGCCCAUGGGCUCCACGCCGGCCAAUGCUUCAAAUGCAUCCUCGGAUUCCGGCCGAAAAUCCAUUCUUCCGUCGUGGUGCCGUGAGCUGCACUUAGCGCCUACUCUUUACCAGCAGAUAUUCCUGAAGUGCUGUCCCAAAGGGCAGACCAGUGUCGAUACACAUCUCAUCUACCCGAUCCUGACAGCGUCCGGUCUGUCGCGCAACAUCCUCAAGGAGAUCUGGUCCGCAUCUAAUCGUAUGUCGCCGGGCAAGCUGAACCGCAUUGAGCUCUACAUAGCCCUUGGUCUGGUGGCGCUGGCUCAGAAUGGAGAGACCAACUUGACAGUAGCGACGCUAUCAAAUCGUGUCGAUCCUCCCAUCCCGGUGCUAAGUAAUGUUGAGCUACCUAACCUACCGGCUCAUCUUCGUGCCCAGCCACCAUCGGCAACACCAUCCACAACAUCAACACCAUCUCCCAUGCCACCAUUCUCUUCUUCUGCUAUGCCCAGCAGCUCAGGCUCGUUUACACCAGACAACGCAUCAUUGGGACCGUCGUCUAUAAAUGAUAGCCGGCGAGGAACAUUGGCAGCUCUUGCUGAACAAGUACCCCAAUCCCAGCCAUCUCUCGGUCCUCUCAAUGACCCGAUGGGCCUUGGCUCCUCUGCAUCAGCAGCACUGCCCAUGUCGUCGACUGGGUCUGCAUUUAGCACUGGAAUGCAGCCAACGGCAGCAUCAUCUGCGACAGCUAACACCGAUCCGUAUGCUGCUCUCAGUGGCUCGUUGGCUACGAGUUCCUACUCUUCUCAGUCACAGCAGCAGCAACCGCAGGCACCAAUAACUGCAACAGCAACAAGUUCUGGUGGUGACUUUGGUGACUUUAGUUCAUUCAACAGUGCACCGUCUCAAACUGCUCCGGUCACCAACACUAGCAGUGGUAAUAUGUUUGCUAAUUCCUCCGCAAGCACCACGUUCCCGGCUGCCCUUAGUAGUAGCAAUAACAAUACCAUACUACCCCCAGCUUCAUCUACUUCUCUAUCCUCAGCAACAGAGCCGAUGUCUAGUUUUGCAAGCAUGCCAAUGGCUGGUGGGAGCACUGCACCGGUAUCAGCUGCACCUGCUGCAUUGGCCUUGAGCAACAACUCCAACACAAAGUACAGCGCUCUCAGCGGCCUGGCAGCAGACUCAUCCGCUUCUACGCCCGCUACUGAAGCACCGUCCGGCAGUAUGGGCCUGACGUCGCUCACCAGUUCUGCUGACUUUGCAGCGGACUUCAGCUCAGCACCAAUGUCCACAAUGCCGACUCUCGCUGAGCCUGCCGCAUCGUCAUCAUCUGGUGCUGCCAGUGACAAAUACAGUGUGUUCACGGCACUGUCCGGCGACACUUCUGCUGGCAGCGAGGAACUCUCGAGUCUUACAUCAAACCACCAGAUGAAUCAAGCCAAACCUGAUGCCUCUGAUGAUGGUGAUAAAUAUGGUGCCUUCGGCGGCUUGCAAUCAUCAGGCAGUGUUGCAGCUGGGUCAUCUGAUCAGCUGGGUGAAAUGAGUGGUAUCACUGGGGGCAGUAGCAAGUAUGGAGGUUUUAGCAAGCUGUGUUCUGUAGCCUCUGAUAGCAGUAUUGCAUCUGCCUCCUACUCAGGAGGACUACUGGGCUCAGCUUCUGAUCAGAAAGCAGAUCCUGGCAUCGCUGGUGACAAGUAUAGUGCUUUGAGUAGUGUGUCGCGUGCCCCGUCCGACGCCAGUAUUGGAGGUGUGCCGUCGUCAAUGACGGAGAAGACCGGCAGUUCAAUGUCCUUCUUCAGCAAGAAGUCCUCCGCCUACAGUGGCCUAGCUACGGUGGCGUCUGAAGCUAGCAUCCCACCGCUUGAUGGUGGGGACAGUGCUGGAACGACGACAGCAGCAGCCACUGCUGAUAAGUAUGGUGCGUUUAGCCAGCAGUCAGCAGUUCGUAGCAACAUGCCUAUGAAGCCCUGUGAUUCUUCACUGUCCGGCAUGACGGAGAGUAGGUCACUGCUGGCUGCAAGUGACAGUCUACCAACACCAGAUGAUAAUGGAGGUGCUGGCUUUGGUGACUUCAAUUCCAUCAACAUCACGUCCUCACAAUCCCACAAGCCCAUGUCCACGGCAAGUACCUUCGGCCAACUUUCACCCUUGACCCGACAGGAAUCCUCAGCCACAGUAACCAGUUCCACGCUUCUAGCCAACCCUGAUGACCCUGCUGAUGAGUUUGGCGGAUUUGCGGGUGCUGCUGGUGCCCAGUCUGUCCAACAGAACAGCAACACGGGCAUGGAUGGCUUUGGCGACUUCGCCACGUUUGAAAGCACAGCGCCAGCUGCCAGGGCACCUGAUCAAUUGUCUGUGACAAGCAGUGGUGCCAGUGCAAGCAGUGGCUUUGCUCCGCGACGAGCGACUGCCGAGAAGCUUGAAGACAGAUUUGCCAGCCUGACAGGCUUCACGAUGGAUGGAGAGGAUGUAAGACCAUCACCAAAGAUUCAAAACAAGGCCCUCAAAGCCGCCUUGACGCCCUCUAUGUCCACUAGCAGCAGCACUCCUCUCGUUGCCAGACCUGUUGACUACAGCUCCCUGUCGCUGGACGAUGAUGUCCACACGAAGGAGUGGAAACGCUGUCUUCAGGCUUGCCAGCAGCUUCUCAACACUGCGCUGACACUACUAGCCAAUGUCAGCGGCGCUGAAGACAUGUGUGCACUGGCAGAGUCUAAGAAAGGCGGUGAUUAUAUUGCAGCUGUUAUUGAAGUGUACCGUGUUUAUCUGCGAGUAGUCGCUUCAGCAUCCAACGCUGUCACACUACCUGACCAGAGCAUGAGCCACAUCAACACUGCAUGGGCAUCGAUUGCAUCCAGAGUUGCGGGCACUUGCUUGGAACCCAAAGAGGACACCGUUUCGCUCAGUCAGUUACGAGCUACUCCCAAGUGUGCGGACAUUGAGCGCUCGUGCGGCGUGUGUCUGCUCAAGGUACCCGAGGAAAACGCUCCCUCGUCAUUGAGUGGCGUUGGCACAACCGCCGACGUGACUCGCUUGUUCACGGAGACGGCCAUCCAGCGCGAUCCCAACGCAGCACGUCUGCAGUUUGGCAAGCGCUGGUACCACGCAACCUGCGCCAAUUUCUGGUGCAACUGCGUAGAGCGAACGCUACCCAACUUGCCGUUGCUCUCACAGCUCCUCUAGCUGCAGCGCUUGCUGUAGAUUAGGUCUGUAGUGUUGUUUGUAGCAAAUUUCAAUUUUUUAAAUCUAUCCCUCUCAAAUCUCGUCCCGUUAUUCCCCGCACCCGUUGCUCUAUCGGUUUAAAACAUGAAACUCACAUUAGCGCUUUUAUUAUUAUUAUUUAAAACUUUAUGAUUCUGCUAUUCUGCUAUUCUCACCCCCGAGCCUGGGAAUAGACGCUGCUAACUGCCAUCGUACUGCGAUAGACAUGGCAUUAGCUGUCAUGCGCUGCCACACAUUGAGCUGUAUGCUAUCACAAGAUGGCUGUGCUUUUACUGAAAACACUGCUACACACUGUACAUAAUGGUGUGCCGUUGUCGCAGUCGGCUUGUAUCCGUGCUUGCCAGGGAGUAACGACGUUACGUUACUACUACUUCCUGGUGCUUGCUGAUUACUGACUGGUUGAUCCAGGGGUUGCAGUGUACAGCUUGCAUGCCACUCACGGCAACGUCCCACAUGUACUCUUCUUGCUCAUGAUCUAUCUUAUAUGGAACACUUGCCGGCUGCAUGCUUCAUCGGUACGAUGAUACUGAAAAACAUUCAGUCAAGUGUGAUGUUGUUUGUUGACGUCGCAGGUUAACCGGUUGUCUUGUCGAUAAUUUUUCUGUGCAAUUCAACUAAAAUGAGGAUUAUUUGUAAUUUUGAGAUAUGCUCUUUUUCUAUUCAUGUAUCUAAACGCUGGCUCCAAGUAAAUACAUGUACUUGUAAUUCAUUUUGCUUCACCUCGAACUAUGGUGUAUGUGAGUAACG
Messenger RNA from Sycon ciliatum, 5739 nucleotides. RefSeq names its product synergin gamma-like. Gene Ontology annotation, molecular function: protein binding. The transcript has 12 exons. Gene Ontology annotation, cellular component: clathrin coat of trans-Golgi network vesicle. The record is from RefSeq and is a predicted model, not a curated record. Lineage: Eukaryota; Metazoa; Porifera; Calcarea; Leucosolenida; Sycettidae. The coding region runs from base 286 to 4953 and encodes 1555 amino acids.